Adelges cooleyi (spruce gall adelgid) is the source of this 459-nucleotide messenger RNA. Its product is annotated as dynein light chain Tctex-type protein 2B-like. Gene Ontology annotation, molecular function: dynein intermediate chain binding. Gene Ontology annotation, cellular component: cytoplasm; cytoplasmic dynein complex. The record is from RefSeq and is a predicted model, not a curated record. Lineage: Eukaryota; Metazoa; Arthropoda; Insecta; Hemiptera; Adelgidae. The transcript has a single exon. Gene Ontology annotation, biological process: microtubule-based movement. The coding region runs from base 1 to 459 and encodes 152 amino acids.
AUGACGACGGCGGAGACAGAGAAAAUCUUUGCGGGCAAACCGAACUGGGAGUACGACCACAGGCGAGCGGACGAAUCGUUACAAUCGCUCGGCGGGUUCAGGGUCAGGCCCCGGCUGAGGGACGCGUUCAACGAGCGGCUGGUCAGGACCGCCGUGCAAACCGUCCACUCGGAUUACCUGGCCGGGAAGACGUGGGAAGACCUGGACCACAAGGUCACUUGCCGGGCCGUUGUCCGGGACGUGGAGCGCCGCGUCAAGGAGAUAUGCGACGACACACGCCCGGCGGGGUCCCGGUACAAGAUAAUUGCACACACGUUCAUCGGGGCGCAUCGUUGGCAGUCGGUCACCAUCGGCAUGCGGUGCCUGUGGGACGAGAAAACCGAUCGGCUGGUCCACGAGAAUUACCGCAACGCCGAGCUGUUUUGCACCACCCAAGUGGUGGCCGUUUACUAUUAUUGA